Molecule: messenger RNA, 6922 nt
Organism: Diachasmimorpha longicaudata
Lineage: Eukaryota; Metazoa; Arthropoda; Insecta; Hymenoptera; Braconidae
Gene: tara
Exons: 4
Coding region: 1387-2460 (357 amino acids)
Cellular component (GO): nucleus
Molecular function (GO): transcription regulator activity
Source: RefSeq, a predicted model, not a curated record
GGAGGAAUGAAAUUUGAUAGGCAACGAGCCAAUGAUUUAUGCGUAGUCUAAUGUUUUUCAUGACUGAGGUAAUAUUUUUUAUAAUGCGGUAAUGGCAGCUGAAAUUUUUCUGGACAUGUGGGUCCCAUGGCCUUGUGGAUUUUGCCACUUUUUUCAGGGCAAAAAACCAACAACGAUCUCUUUGUUUAAUGGAGUCGUUGGGUAGGUAUUAUUUUAGCGGGAAAACAUUUCCUCCAUACCGAGAUGCGCAUGCGCUGCGCUACUGUUGCGCCACAGUUUUUUCAUUAUGAUUAUUUCCUUAACUGAAACAACGGUUGAAAUUUUGUUCUCAUUUUUGUAUAGAAGAAACAAAGAACUUACGGUUCAGGGGAAUAGAAUAUCGAAAUAAGUUACUUGAUUGAAUGAGAAAAAUUAAUUUAUUAAAAUCUUGCAAAAGUCGAAUCUAACGAGAAAAUCAACAUUCAAAGAUACUUACUAAACAGAUGACUUUGUCUGUUUAUUUAUAGUUUAUGUUGUUUACUUUCUAGAAAAUAAUGGACUCAAGUCUAGACAAUUUGUUGGCUGGAUCGACAAAUAUCAUUGUCCUAAAAAAUUAAAAAUUUGGGAAAUGGAAGAACAAUCACAAUCGAGUAAUCAACUGCAGAAAAUAUUGAUAUUCUCCAUUACUCGGGACUAUCCCUCAACCUUACCAUACUAGUCGUCGGUAAAGCAGACACUUCAUGUCUUACCUCCUGCCGAUUCUACCGCGCUCUAGCUUAUCGAUACCCAUGACUACACAUUUACAAAUAAAACAUUUUCAGAAGUAUCAUGUCUAUAUCCGGAUUAUAACACUCCAAAUCCUCAAUAAACCGUAACAAAGUGACAAUUCCAUAACUCUCCUGAAUAUUUGCUCUCAAAAAUCGUCCCCAAACGAUUGGAACUGGUUUCAUCCGGGAAUUGAUCGUUGAGUGUGUCGCUAAGUGUCUGUGUCUCGCGUGUGAGGUUAUGUUUACAAAGUUUCAUGCCGUGCCGGAAUGUGUGUAGAAUGAGUUAAUAAAAAACUCUCCGAUUUUACUGCUAAAUCAAAAAUGGAAACAGUGGCCCACCUGUGGAACUUGACAAACGCUCUUGUCAAGAUCGAGUCUCCAGGUGUGAAUAAGCUCAGGAACCACUACAUAGUGCUGAGAGAUCCUCGCGGCAGCAUCAGACGAGCAUAAUAACGGAUACAGACAGCUUGACGUCUGGAUACACUCGCCCUUGGACUGUCACACUGUCGCGAUAGAAGUGUGUUUAUGUAUCCACGAUACCGGGUACAUGCACGAAGGUCACAGGACUACGCGACUACAAUGCUGAGGAGGGAAUUCUCCCGGCACGCAGUACGCGUGGAGGUGAAUAAAGAGUUGUGCAAUGAUGGGUCUGCAGGCCACGGCAGGUAAACGUAAACUGGAGGGAGGUGUGGGCUGCAUGGAAUUCGAUAUGGACAUGGGUGAGAGCCCAUCAAAACUCGGCAGAGUAGAGGGCAGCUGGUGGGCAAUGGAGGAGAGUUACACACCACAACUGAAUCAAUCGUCAUCAUCGUACUACGACAUGGAAGUUAAUUCCCAAUGUCUACAAACAAAUCCAUGCCAAGGAACGACAAGUUCACCGCCUGCAGCAACCCAGUUGCAUCAUCCAUCCCAACAUUAUUAUCAUCAGCGUAGCAGUAGCAAUGGUUACAAUCAGUUAUCGAGACCCCAGCCACAGUGGGGUACACCACAUCAUUACGAACCACCGACGAUACGAAGGGAGGAGAAUGGAAAGAGUUAUUUGGAAUUGGGCUCGAGUUACCGUGCUAAUGAGAGAUGCUGCGAGGGCUCAAGAUCAAGCUGGUGUAGACGUGGUAGAGCGUGUUAUAGACAACGUAGACUAGCCGUCCUUAAUAUAUCAAUGUGUAAACUCGCUAGGUAUCGUCAAUUUCCCGAUCCAAGUUUGCAUAGAUCUGUACUCAUAUGCAAUACCCUGAGGCAUCUUGAAAGAGAGAUGGAGAGAGAUAGAAGUCCACCACCAAUGGAGCCUGUUAUACAAGCACCAAUGGCACAAUUACAACCACCUGAACAGGGUAGACUUACACCAUUUCCAAUGCCACCAAUAUCAUCCAAUGAAACUGAUGUUGAUUCGGGUAUUGGUGACAGUGACGACAGCCGUUCAAUAAAUUGGGGUAGUGUAUUAUCAUUGUCAAGUCAAUCACCCCUUGAUCCACUCAACAACAACGAGCUACUUGAUGUUGAUAUUGGCCCUGAAUUAGACUUAGACUUUAUGCCUGGAUGGAAAUUAACACCACUUUCGGCUGAUGAUAUCCUGAGAAGUACAAAUGUAUCGGUAACUGCGUCUACCGCAACGCAGGAUCAUCAUGUCACCUCUUCAAUUAGCACAAAUACAACAACAACAAAUGGUUGUAAUACGAGUAGUAACCACGAAUCGUUGAUGUGCGUUGGUUCAUAGCCACCGAUACUGGCAUCGUUGAGCCAUCUCAUCGAUUUUUAUCCACUUACGCACCAGGGUAAAUAAAUUUUUUAAAUGGAAUAUUUAUUCGUGGCUGUUGCUAUCGAUGGUGCUCCAUUAAUCAUGUUUUUUUUUUUACCCGCGACGAUGAUAUUACGAAAUACUGAACAACGAUGCACAGCGCCACGAUCGGUAAUACGGGAUGACCCCGGUGUUACGGUGAUACUUGUUGGCUGCAUCGAUGCUGAGGAUGCAAUGUUUUAUUUAUUUCACGUGAAAUGGGAGUUACUGUACGGCUCGUGUCAAUUACAUGCCACUCCAAUACCAUUUACCUCGGUUUCAAGAUUAUUUUUUUACUUGUCGUUCUUUGAUAUCAUGAGUUUUAUCACCAAGUAAGCCACCAAAAUUCUUUAUUCAGUGCACUGUUCGAUAUUAUUCUUGAAAUUUAGAGGUGUUCCUUUUCAAUCAAUUCAAUUCAAUAUUGUGAAUGACAAUUAAGGAUAUCCAAGGAUUUUUGCUAUUUUUUUCUCAGUUCUGAAUACACACAACAUUUUUUUUCGAUACAUUAUUUAGGGAUAGCUUAGUUUACCUCCUAAAAAUUAUUUGUGCGGAUUUGUAAUGAUGUUAUUCAUUUAUUUAUCAUCAGAGAAUGAGGGGGAAUGGUAAUUCUAGGGGAAAAAUGCUUGAAUAUCCUUAAAGUGAGUCGCAGCUCAAAUUUCGGAAGAAUUCAAACAGUGAGACAAUGAAAAAUUUACCAUUAACAAAAACAAACACAAAGUCCAUCAUCAUAUGAUUUGAUUGUCAUGAAAUAACAAUGAAAAAUAAAAUGAAAUCCGUGCCGUACCUGUGUGAUAAUCAGGUAGGCAAUGUUAAGUAACUUCUCGGAUUUUCAACGAUUUAUUUUCUCCCCCCGGGCUGGGGAUGCACGGUUCUGAGCAAUUUCAAAUGACCAGGGAUAAUUGUCGAGGUGUUAAACAUUUUAGUGUCAAUUUUAUUCGUAACGUAUUUGCCUCGACUAUUCCUAUAAUUUUUUUCCAUAACCGCUCACAAUCGAUUAGUAGACAUCGCCUGCCUAGCUGGACAACGUUGACAAUCCAAGAAAUCAGACUGAACGUCACACGAUGAUUGAAUUUAUUUAAUAAUGUGAGAAUUAUCUGUUUUUGUUUUUAAAUCGGUGAUCAAUCGUGAUGACGUUCCUUGAACGGUAUGUAACCGUCGUGGCCUACGCUCACACCUGAUUCUGCACAGACAUAUAUUUUCAUUUUUGAUUUUCUCUUUUUCCAUUGUCAAAUGGUGCUUUUUUUACGAAUACGCAAUCUAUCUCAGCCAAUAUGCAACAGAAUCGCCGAUUAAUUAACGAUUUAAUUUGUGACUUGUGAUGAAACUAAUUGGAAAAUUUUCAUUUUAAGGGGAUAUGCAAUGAGUUUUUACACUUCACCACUGUUCGAGUUUUUUUAAAUCUACGUUAAAGAUCGAUUUUUUUUAUUGAUGAUCAAUAACGAAUAAAUUUAAAAAUGCAGUAAUCAGUAAAUACUUCUAUGUUUUUUUUUCAGUUAAAAAAAUUUGUAAUAAAUAACUCACUUGAUAAAUUAAACAACAAUUGAUUACCCACAAAUCACAAGUGGAAAAAAUAAUUCGCAAUCAGACCAAAAAUGAAAAUGUCACAUUUCAUGAAAAAUUGAAUGAUUAACUAAAUUUUUUUUAAAAUCAUUCUAUAAUCGAUCAUUAACCCACCAGACGCACUGCUCAAACAGCUCGUGAAUUUCAAAACUCACGGUAUUUUUCCUGAAGAAAAAAAAUCAUGAUAAAACUGCAUGCGAGCGUAGACGCGUACCGCCAAUUCAAUCGCGUUUAUGAUGAAUAAAAGAAAUACCGUCAAAAAGUACCUGGAUUUAUUAAAUUAUUUAGAGGUGAAUUGUGAAAGAGAAUUAUAGGGUCUAUUAUCGCCGAGGGGGCACGUCACAGCGUCACUGAUCUCCAAAGUAGUUUACAAAAAAAAAAAAAUUGUAAAGAAAAUGCGUGUGACGAGCCACUGAUGUGCGAGAUGACCCGUUAUUUCUGUGAACUGUGGACAAUGCAAUUGAUAGUGCAGGAGAAUCGUAUGUCCAACCAGCGCAGCUAUACUUAAUGAUAUUAAAUGAAAACAAGGAGUAAUAGAACAAAUUGAGUUGGUGAGAUAGCGGACAGGACUCGACUGAUUAAUACAAAACAGUAAUUCAUUGAAAUUAUGCAAUUGCUAUUAUGGUUUUCUUUAUUAAAGCAAUAUUAACUUAAAUUGAUUGAUUUUUUUUAUUGAAUUACUUUCUUCCAAUCUGUUGGACAAUGGGAGGAUUGAAUUGCCGAAAUCAGAUUGCCAACAAAUACUCAAAAUUUAAUAUUUUUUUCGGCGGGACGCGUCUCGUGGAGGCCUUUGAGGAAGGUUGGGCGGGGAGGGGGAAUGCUGGGAGUGAUUUCCUCAAAUUAAAAAGUAACUUUCGUUGACCCAGCAGUACUGGCGCGCAAAUCGAAUACAGGAUGAAUAGCGGAAAAUUUGCCAGGGAAAGAUGUCAGUCAGGAAAGUCGAGGAGUGUUUUAUGAAGAGCGAAAUAAUUUCUAAAAACAUGGAUUCAAAAUUUUCGGUAAAAUUUUGAACAGUGACUUUUUCAUUAGUUAUUAUAUUCUUCAAAAUAAUUAAUUUUACAAGUAAAUAAAUACGAAAUUCAUCGUUGCUAAUUUUGUUUAGAUUUCGAUACGUUUACCGUAAGUUGCAGCAAAAUUCACCUGACUUGACUUCCGAAUCCCCCGAAUUGAAUUUUCCCCUGGCCAGAACACCGUCAGUUUCAUCAUGAUUAAAAUCGAAUAAUUGUACUCGCUGAAAGGGCUAUGGAAGUGAGAGAAAAAUAAAUUUAAUGCGGAAGCGUGACUGAACGGAUAAUGCAAUUGCUCGAGAGAUUAGUGGGCUGUGCACGGCAUAAAUGUUUCUUAUACGUUUCACAAUAAAGAAUUAUUGAUUACUCGGUGACUACAAAGGUGAAGAGACGAUGAAAAACAAGAAAGAACAAUUGUAAAUAGUAUAAAUAGUGAUGCAAAAGGUUAAUUUUAAGUGACGAGAUAAAAAAAAAUAGGUAUAAAAAUUUAAAAAAUAUACAUAAGAUAUUAUAUAUUAUAUAUAUACAUAUAUAUGAGAACAAGAAGUAUAUAUAUAAGAUUACUAUAUAUUUACCUUGGUAAGUGAACGGGGCGGUUUGAGAGAUCUCACUUAAUUCACGAAUUCAUCAAUCUUGAGCCUAAAAAAUCAAUUUUCCGGUUCCCUUUCUUUCUUUUUUAUAUUUUAUCUACCCUCUCUCAUCUCAUUCGGCCUAUGACGAUCGACUUAAUCGAGAAUCGUGCUAACGACAUUAUUCCCUGCAGUGACAAUUCAUCUUCCAAUGUUAUUACUUGUUGAAAUUGCAAAUGGAGAUUUUUUUAAUUAUUAAUUGAAAAAUUUCUUCACGCUGGUCGUGUGGAUUCUCGGCGCUAGUCGAUCAAUCGGUUCGAUUUUGGCGAUUUGAAUUAUUAGUGCGAUUCAAUUACAAUCAUGCAUUCAUAGACAGUCCCAUUAAAUUUUGUUUUCAUUGGAAAAAUCCCUUACAAAAUGAAAUUUACGAUUUUUUUUGUCAAUCAUGUCUUGCCAUUUUUUAAAAAUCGUGGAUCGUGGGAGAUCGAGCAACGCCUCGGGAAACUUAGGGCAGGAAAGACAACACUGUACAUUGUAAAUAGUAGCGCAGAGGAUGAAGGUUUACAGAAAGACAGAGUUAAAGUUGCAUCGAAUAAGAACAUACGCUGUGAACUCGAAAUAACGGGACAAAGCGAGCAACUCCAGAAGAAUAAAAAAAAAAUGGAAAAUGAAAAAAAAAUUGUUAAAUCAGUGGACGAAAUUCGAAUUGAAUAAUGAAAUUAUUUAUGAGAAUAUAUAGUAAUUACGAGUUUUAUCGUUUCGCUUUGUCCAUUGUGUGCUUCGAGUUUUCGCGUACUUCUUUAAUAGAUAAACAAUAGGCAAAACAAAACAAUGUUUCAUGACUCACAGUAUAUUUCUAAAAAACGAGCCGAUCACUGGCAAUUACCCUGCACUCUCCAUAACACCGCAUCGAAAAACAAAAAUUUAACUAAUGAAUUUGGAUAAGUUAAGUGCAGAUCUGUUGCCUCACGUUACGAAUUUCAGACGAAUCUGAUAAAUCAGGUGAAUAAAAAAUUGACAAAAAUAAUACAGAUAUAAAGAAAUGAUAAAUCUAGUCUCAAGCGGUUCCAAGUCCCAUAAUAUGCGAACGUAUGAUCGGCCGUUGUUUUAGCAGCAAAAAUUGUAUCACAUACUGUGUUACCAAAAUAUCGGCAGUGGAAAAAACAAAAAGAAAAACUGGAAAAACAAACAAUGAAAAAGGAGAAACAACACAAUAUGGACAGCAACAAAAACCAUAAAAAACAAUAAAGAGUAUAUUAUUCUAUA